Messenger RNA from Tarenaya hassleriana, 987 nucleotides. Its product is annotated as heme-binding-like protein At3g10130, chloroplastic. NCBI's taxonomy places the organism in Eukaryota, Viridiplantae, Streptophyta, Magnoliopsida, Brassicales, Cleomaceae. The record is from RefSeq and is a predicted model, not a curated record. The transcript has a single exon. Bases 265 to 858 code for a protein of 197 amino acids.
UGAAUCAUCGUCGUGGAAGCAGAACAUCCACAAGAACAUGACGAUCUGCAAAUUCUAUCAGCCACACAAUCACAGACGUGUCCAACAAGUUCUGUGUAUCUUGGACCCCAAGUAACCGUGUCGCGACGUCGAAAAUUUCUCGACCCAUCUCAGAUUCCACCACCGAAAACCCAAUUCUUAAUUCCCCACUUCUCGAAAAUUCUUUAUAAACCCCCCCUUUUUCACAACCAUCGUGAAUCUGGGUUCAUCAUCAGAAUUCUCAUAAUGGGUAUGGUGUUCGGUAAGAUCGGAGUAGAGACGCCGGAAUACAAGGUCGUAAAAUCCGGGGACGGCUACGAAGUCCGGGAAUAUCCUCCGGCCGUCGUGGCGGAGUUCACGUACGACCCGUCGGAGUUCAAGGGUAACAAAGACGGAGGCUUCACCGUCUUGGCCAACUACAUCGGAGCGUUGGGUAAGCCGCACAACGAGAAGCCGGAGAAGAUCGCGAUGACGGCGCCGGUGAUCACGAAGGAGGGGGAGAAGAUCGAGAUGACGGCACCGGUGGUGACGAAGGAAGGAGGAGGGAAGACGGUGACGAUGCAGUUCGUGUUACCGGCGAAGUACAAGACGGCGGAGGAGGCGCCGAGGCCGACGGAGGAGAGGGUGGUGAUAAAGGCGGAGGGGGGGAGGAGGUACGGCGUGGUGAGGUUCAGUGGGGUUGCGACGGAAGCGGUGGUGAAGGAGAAGGCGGAGAAGCUAAGGACUGAUUUGGAGAGAGAAGGCGUUAAAGUCACCGGAGAUCUUGUGCUGGCGAGGUAUAAUCCGCCAUGGACUCUGCCAUGGUGCAGGACCAACGAGGUCAUGAUCCCUGUGGAAUGAAUCCGAUGAAACCCCUAACCACCAGAUCCAAAGUUUCAUACCUUUUUCUGUUGCAGUUCAAGAACUUGUCUUCUCUAUGAAAUGAUGUUAUAUAAAAUGUAAUGAUCAAUGUGUUUGUGGUUUCGAGAA